CAGAAACCGAGCCACUUGCUGCUGAAGGCGGGGUGGGGACACCGGAGAAGAGAACGGGUCGGAACCGCAGGGAUGGAAGGAAGGGGUGGCGGGUGGGGCUGAUGGAGAAACGCAGCUCGGGGAGUAGAUCCAGUUACUCCAUUCCAGAAUGCAGUCAGCUCGGAGGCACCCCUUGCAUUUCGUAUGCAAAAGAGGAGGCUUCCCGGAGGCUGGGCGGGGCUGGGCUCCAGCUACCCGGAUCCAGCUCGGAGGGGCUGGCGGUCCGCGCGCCUGCGGCGGGAAGAGCUGAAUAGCGGCGUAUCUGCUGACUACCCCGGAGAAUGGACGGGACCCGGAAGCAGGGACGGUGGGCGCCCUGAAACCUGCUGUGACCACGCGGCAUCAGCCUUCCGCAGAUCGGCUUCCAGACACCCGCAUCAUUUCUCCAAUCUCUGAAGACAUUUCUUCCCUGGGGAAGUGAAAAUAAUGAACUUUUGGAUGAAUUCCUUUUUCGCCUUCACUGCGCUCAGUGUGGUAAUUUUUGUGAUCUUUUACCAUAGCCAGUUAAGCCUGUCCAAAAGUUUCCAGAAGUUGAACAGUUCCUCCAGCGAAAGAACUCCCAGGAUAGCCUGUGACUUCGCCUCGGACCAGCAGGCAACCUAUCUGUCUGGGGACACCGCACCGGCCUCCGUGGGGACAGUCUCCUGCGAGAACUAUCUGAACCAGAGCCACUACAUCACCAGCCCCCUGUCCCAGGAGGAGGUGGCCUUCCCCCUGGCCUACGUCAUGGUGGUUCACAAAGACUUCAGCACCUUCGAGAGGCUGUUCAGGGCCACUUACAUGCCCCAGAAUGUAUACUGCGUGCACGUGGAUGAGAAAGCCUCCGCCGAGUUUAAGAACCUGGUGUUGCAGUUGCUCAAGUGCUUCCCCAAUGCUUUCCUGGCUUCCCAGAGGGAAUCUGUGGUCUAUGCAGGCUUCUCCCGGCUCCAGGCUGACUUGAACUGCAUGAAAGAUUUGGUGACCUCCAAGGUCCCCUGGAAGUACGUCCUCAACACCUGCGGCCAAGACUUCCCCCUGAAAACCAACAAGGACAUAGUUUUGUAUCUGAAAGGGUUUAAGGGGAAAAACAUCACCCCCGGGGUGUUGCCUCCAGCCCAUGCAGUUGUGCGAACUAAAUACGUCCACCACGAAUACAGAGGCCUAGGAGGGCCAUUUGUGAAAAAAAUGAAUAUUUUGAAAAGUCCACCUCCACACCAGAUGACCAUCUACUUUGGUACAGCUUAUGUGGCCCUCACCAGAGACUUUGUCAACUUCAUCUUAAGUGACAAAAGGGCCAUUGAUCUCCUUUGGUGGUCUAAAGACACCUAUAGCCCCGAUGAACAUUUUUGGGUGACACUCAAUAGGAUUCCAGGAGUCCCUGGUGCCAUGCCAAAUGCAUCCUGGACCGGCAACCUCAGAGCUGUCAAGUGGAUGGACAUGGAGGACAAACAUGGAGGUUGCCAUGGCCACUAUGUACAUGGCAUUUGUAUCUAUGGAAAUGGAGACUUAAAAUGGCUAAUUAAUUCACCUAGCCUGUUUGCUAACAAGUUUGAGCUCAAUACAUACCCUCUUACUGUGGAAUGCCUAGAACUAAGACUUCGAGAAAGAACCCUUAAUCAGAGCGAAACUGCAAUACAACCCAGCUGGUAUUUUUGAUCCACGGGCAGCUCGCGCCUGACCGAAAAAUGCCGACAGAAAGAAAAAUGAAGAUCCUUUCUUUCCAGGAGACUUUGCCCUUGGCUAUGCUGAGGGUUUGGGGAAAAUGGUUUCAAGAAAACAGUAAAAUUUCAAGAAAACCUUAAGGACCUGAGUACAUAACUAUAUUGAGUCCACUGGACACUGUGAGACACUAACAGGAUGGCUGAGUGAAGCUAUCCCAGCAUUUUGGCCAGCCUGGCAGGUUUUUUUUAACUCCCUCCCUUCCUCCCUCCCUCCCUUCCUUCGUUUUUUUCAGACAAGGUCUUGCUAUGUAUUCCUGGCUGGCCUGGUCCUCAACAUGUAGCACAGGCUGGUCUUGAAUUCUCAGCAAUCCUCCUGCCUCAGCCUCCCAAACUGCAGGGAUUACAAGUGUGCACCACACCUGGCUGCCAUAUCUGGUGGUUUCUUGCUCACCUCUGUUUAAUCUACUGCUGUAAUCACUGUUAAAUUUAAAUACCAUCAGAUCUUUGCACCAGAUGUUUAUCACAUCAAUGUAUCCUAUUAGAAAGAAGACUGGUAGGUAAUACCGUCUAGGAAAAUCAGAACCUGGUUCCUUUGAAAAGGGAUCUUGAAUCCCAUAUUCCUAGUCGCUACCCUGUACUCAGCCACACACAGGCAUAGAGACAGCUUUCUGGUAACUUACCAGUUUCCUUUAGUCAAGAACAGAUCUAGAAGGGCUGAGGAUCUAUAGUUCAGCAUUGGAGCACUUGGCUGGCAUUCAUGUGUCUGACUUGGGCUCCAUCUCCAGCACCUCUAACAAACAGGUCUUGGUCUGAGUCUCAUCACUGACACUUUCAGUUUACUCGUGUCUGAUGUUCUGCAGACAAUACAAAGCCAUUAACAAGAGGCCGCAGGUACUUUAAGACAGGAGCCACUCUGCGGGAAAAGGAUCUCGGGGACACUGGAUAGUUCUGUGUUCUGUUCCAGAAUGUUCUCUGAUCUCUCUUUUCUGUUUUCUACUGAGAAUAUUGAAAAGCCCUCAUAAGAAUGAAGGAAUUCUUUCCCACAGGAAAGGUGCUAUUGCAUGAUUCUAGUCUCAAGUAUGGUACCUCUGAAUGAUUUACUUCUUCUGAGGCCCCAUCUCUACUUGACAAAUAAGGACCCAGUGUCCUACGCAGCAUUAACUACACCAUGAUAGUCUCUGGAUAGCUUUGCAAUGCACAGUGCCUACAAGAGUGUCUGGAUUCUUAAGAGUGUUUGAUUGCAGGUGGACAUCUGUGUCAUUUCUCAUUCAUAUGCUGAAUCAUUCAUCCAGCCUACAUUUGAAAAUCUCUUGAAUGCCUGUAAUCCACAAGAGAUACAGACACAAGAGGGAAAUGAGACAGAUACUUUUUCACUGUAAAACUCUUGGGAGUGAUGUCAGUUUUAGGAAGUCUGCUCUAGGGAGUCUUACAAAAUGACUACACUUCACACAUGUCUAGCUGUGGUUACAUAUUGUGACAUGAGGCCACAGAGAUCAGUAAUUAGAAAUCAGAGGAAGCAGAAGCCAAGUCUGUCAUGCCCCAUGCCCCAUGCCCCAUUUUACUGGCAUCUCACAACACUGUCGUGAGGUUCCCAUGAACACCUGCAUCUUGCAGAUGAAUUUGGGUUCUCUCUUGUCUUCUCAGCUCGUUUCCUGAGGCGGGCUAUUGAGAGAAGGUAAAAUAGAGCCAUGUUUAGUAUACCAGAGAAGGUGUAGUCUAAGACCAGCUUUAGUGUUGACACUGAGAGAAAGUUGUGUUAUUCAGAAAAGUGGGAAGUCAGGACCUGUGAGAUGGCUCAACAGGUGGGGGUGCUUGCCACGCAGGCUGACAACCUGCGUUCAGUCCCUGGAACCCACAUGAUUAAAGGAGAGAACCCACUUCCACAAGUUAUCCUCUGACCUCUACACACAUGGCAUGUGUACACCCACCUCUCCCUCUCAGAAUAAACCUAAUAAAAUUUUUCUAAAAGGAAAGAUGUGAAGUCAGCUUUAGUAAUCCUCUUAUGUUUUUAUUUAUUCUAAUGAAAAAUUACUCCAAAUGAUUAUUCAUGUAGUUAACACAGUUUAAUUCUUUUUUCUAUAACUGUACCUGCUGAAUGUUAAUCACAUUGAAAGGGAAUGACUUUAACAUAAAACUUUUUUUCUUGUUACUGAAAAGCAAAAUGGAAUUGUAUUAGGUAAUGUUGAAAGACAGAAUGCACCCAGGGUCAAAGGUUCAGUCUAAACAUUGCCUCUUCAAUCUGUUAUUUAAAUGAAAGCACCCAAGAAGAAAUGUUUUCACACUGGAUCUUUCUCAUGGAGAAUGAGAAUUUUUUCUGGAAUAGCAGAUGUUUACGUCUCUGUUGUUGGUCAUGUCUUUCUUUGAUAUUGGGAGAGCGUAGCGUUUGAGCUAGUGAGUUUCUGUUAGCCAGGGAGAUGCCCUCAAACUACUAUAUCCAUCUUUGUUUUUGUUGAUGUUGUGUUGUGUUGUUUUUUUUUUUCUUGGAAAUAAAUUAAUAUAUUGUUUUCCA
Molecule: messenger RNA, 4188 nt
Organism: Nannospalax galili (Upper Galilee mountains blind mole rat)
Lineage: Eukaryota; Metazoa; Chordata; Mammalia; Rodentia; Spalacidae
Product: N-acetyllactosaminide beta-1,6-N-acetylglucosaminyl-transferase
Exons: 3
Coding region: 466-1674 (402 amino acids)
Biological process (GO): transforming growth factor beta receptor signaling pathway
Cellular component (GO): membrane
Molecular function (GO): acetylglucosaminyltransferase activity
Source: RefSeq, a predicted model, not a curated record